Molecule: messenger RNA, 1392 nt
Organism: Raphanus sativus (radish)
Lineage: Eukaryota; Viridiplantae; Streptophyta; Magnoliopsida; Brassicales; Brassicaceae
Exons: 2
Coding region: 1-1392 (463 amino acids)
Source: RefSeq, a predicted model, not a curated record
AUGUUCAAAGGAUUCGGAUCAACCUUGAUCGGCCCUGCUCUCCAGUGGUAUAACACCCUGCCUACCAAAUCCCUCAAAUCCUUUGCAGCCCUUAGCGAUAAGUUCGUAGAGCAGUUCGCCAGCAGCCGUGACCUAGAGAAGAACUCAGAUGAUCUCUAUGAGAUCCUCCAGCACAGGAAUGAGCCCCUUCGUUCCUACAUAGCGCGCUUCAACCAAGCGAAGGUGGCUAUCCCUGAGUGCAAUGCUGAUACGGCUAUCUCAGCCUUUAAGAGGGGUCUACUUCCGGAGGGAGAUCUUUACAAAGAGCUGAUCAAAUACAAGUGCAAGAUUAUGGAAGACGUACUGUCUCGUGCUUGGGCUCAAGUAAGGUGGGAAGAAGACUUUGCUAGUAGGGCCAAAGCCGGUCUGAAGUAUGAUCAGAAGUCAUCAAAGCCUACUAGGAGCGACCGCGAUGAGCCCUCUCACCCCAAGUCCGCUAGGGAGACUAGUAACCCGAACAGGGACAGGUACCAGCAUCGACCUUUGCCUAGAUCCGAAGGAAUGAUGGUGUCUACUUGGCCUGACAUCUCCCAUCUUGCGAUAUCCAAACCGGAACUGAUCGGCGUCCUGCGACAAAUGGGACCUCAAGUCAAGUGGCCUCCUAAGAUGAAGGCCGCAGAGGCUAAUCGAAACCCCAAGCGAUGGUGCGAGUUUCAUAGUUAUCACGGUCACACUACGGAGGACUGUCCCGGUCUCCCAAUCGAAGCUGCUCCCGCGUUGCCACCGCAGCAAGAUCGGGUGAUCCAUAUCAUCUCAGGUGGAUCAGAGGUAAGCGGAAUCAGCUGUGCCGCUGCCAAGAGGAGUACCUGCAACGCCAGGAACGGCCAAGAGUCCGAGGGUCCUAAGCGCCUACUCCUCGGAACAGACGAGAUCAGGUUCACUGCAAGGGAACAGGAGAGGGUCCUGGCUCCUCACCACGAUGCUCUUGUCAUUUCACUUACCAUAGCAAACUGCUUGGUCAAGCGAAUACUAGUAGACAAUGAGAGCUCCAGCAACAUAAUCUUCCAUUCGGCUUUCGCCGACCUAGGGUUGGAACCUACAACUCUAACCAGAAAGGCGACUCCCCUUGUAGGCUUCAGUGGAGAAGUCAAGCAAACCCUAGGAGAGGUCCUUCUCCCCGUGUACGCCGAGGGGGUAAACCAAGCCACAAUGUUCCUAGUCGUCGACUGCCCUUCAUCAUACAACGUGAUAUUGGGAAGGCCUUGGAUCCACGACAUGGGAGCCGUACCUUCAACUUUGCAUCAGCUGGUCAAGUUCCCAACCCCCUGGGGCAUUAAGGCGGUCAAGGGACAUCAAGAAAAUGCUAGGUCCUGCUAUCAGACCACCCUUAAGGGGAAGACCCAGGUCUUAUAG